Messenger RNA from Symbiodinium natans, 3354 nucleotides. The record is from the annotation of a GenBank genome assembly. NCBI's taxonomy places the organism in Eukaryota, Dinophyceae, Suessiales, Symbiodiniaceae.
AUGGUUCAUGACGGCCUGCUCGGUGAGGAGGGUUCUUCCCUCAUCACCGACUUCUUGCAGGAGGGCAUAACCGACGACAAAAGGUUUCGUCAUCUGCACGCGCUGGACAAAGCAAUGGCAGAACUUGUGAAUGUUCUGCAGCUGUCUAUUCACGAUCUUGCCUGCGGCUCCCUGAGCCGGACGCAUCCCAUUUUGCAUGAGACCGGGCUGGCGCCGGAGCAUGCGCCAGAGCCCACAGAGCAUGAAGCCAGCUACUGGCUAGGAGUUUUGGCUCAGAAGAAGCUGAUGGUGAUGCUUUGUCUAGGGCCUGUUCGAGGGACCUUGGAGCUGCAACCAUACGACGAAGAUGCGGAAGCGCACGAGAUUUCGACUGUCCCAGGAACCUUCAUAAUUCUCCGAGCGGAUGGGAUGUGGCAUCGGCACUGUGCACAUUCCAAAGCGCACAUCUUGAGCUGCUUUCUGGUCGGACAGGAGUCCGUAGGCACAAAGCGGGCACAGGCCUCCUGGGUGCCUCCCUGCGCGCGCAGUCUGGAGCAGUGGACGGUGGAGCGUAUGAGAUAUUUGAAGGAGGUUCAGUCAAAGGCACCCAAGGAGAAGCUGGAUCUGCCGAGUGGUUGGCUGUCUGCCAUGAACCACAUGUUCCACACCGCGCAACGAGUGGCUGUAAGAGCAAUUGCUGGUAGAUAUGCCAGCUCAUGGGAUGUGCAAGCCUGGUACAUGUCACAAACGUCUGGCCCUGAUUUUGUAUCGGAAGUCCCACUGACAAGAUGGGAUGUAGACCAGUACUACGAUUCCGAUGCUGAGGCCUGGCGAGGCUUCAAGAGCUUCGCCAGGCACGGAUCUUUCAUGGAUGGAGCAGAUUUGUUUGACAACAAGUUCUUUGGCCUGUCACCCAUGGAAGCGAAGGGCAUGGAUCCCCACCAACGUGUGGUCCUGGAGGUUGGCUACGAGGCUUUGCACGGGGCUGGCUACACGAAGGGGAAGAUGAUGAACAAAGUCGGUGGCGUUUACUUGGGCAGCAGCUCGACCAUCUUUGGCUUGGUGUCAGAAGUCAGUGGAGCAACUGGCGGCGCAGCGAGUAUCAACUCCAACAGAUUUAGUUUCUGCUUGGGCCUGAAAGGCCCUAGCAUGACCUGCGACACCGACGGCUCAUCAUCAUUGACAGCAGUUCAUCUCGGUGGCGAAGCAGUUCUUCACAAGGGUCUUGGAGUGAGCAACGAGUUCUCCUUAGCAGGAGGAGUCGCCUUUCAGCUGGGACCGACGUUUCUUUCGCAGAUGCAAGCUGCAGGGCUGCUGGCAGGCAUCGGUCGAUGCUUAACUUGGGAUGCGAGUGCGCAAGGCUAUACUUUGGGCGACGGAUGCGGCUUCGCUGUGCAAAAGCGUAUGGCUGACUGGGUCGACGGCAAGCAGGUGCACAUCGAAGGUGAGCCGCUGGUUGGAAGCAUCUGCGGAAGCUCUUGCGGGAGUGUGGGGAUGGCAGCAGCCAUGCAUGCUCCGCAUGGGCCUUCCGAGCAGGAGAACAUAGCACAAGCGCUGCAGACAGCAAUGCUCGAUGCAUUGAACAUUGAUGCCGUGGAGUGCAAUGGUCAGGGAGCGCUGCUGCGAGACGCUGUGGAAGUUGACUCUCUCCUGCGCGUGCUACGUGGAGAUGAUGUCCAGGCUCCGCUGUCACUUACGUCCGUGAAGAGCCGCGUGGGCUAUGCCACAGAGUGUGCCGGCAUCGUUGCGCUGCAUCGCCUCAUGCUGUCCGCCCUUUGGGGCUUCAUGACACCAAACAACCAUCUGCAGCAACUCAAUCCUCACCUGGAGUUUGAGAACAAGGCCAAUUUGCUGACAGAGCCGCAGGAGACGGCGCUGCGCAGCAGCUACAUGGGUGUGUCGGCCCAUGGCUUCGGCGGGACACAAGUCCACGUCAUAUCCUAUGGCCACGCUGAGCAGAUCAGGACAGCCCCGCAGCCGGAGCGCAACUGGAACGUGUUCAACUUUUGGCCGGGUGGUGGAGGUGAGCUUGAGGAGGAGAAGCAGCCGUUGCGAGGCUAUUUCAUCGCAGGGACCUGGACGAAGUGGAGGGCGAUCAAAAUGCAGAAUGAAGGUGAUGAGACCUACGGAUACACUCUUGUUCUUGGAGAGAAUCGCUGGGAAGAGUUCCAGAUUCUCCUGGAUGGCGAUGACAAAAGGAGGCUUCAUCCAGCCCGGCCUCGAGCCUUCAAGGGCUUGGUCGUGCACGGGCCGUCUGCAGAGGCCGCCGGUUUGAAUUGGCGAAUAGAAGGCCGUGGUCGCUGGGUAGACGUGCCGGCAGACGCUGCUGAUGCAGUUGCGCUCGGUGAUGCUGAAAAGACUUCCAAGGCAAUUAUGGCAAUUGCCCAGAGCCUGGGUGAUGGGCACGCAACCCAGUCCAAGCCAUCAGAGUCAGGCGAACUCAAACUGAUGGAAGUCGGAAAUGCCGAUAUUGGCAUGCCGGGGGACAAGUAUCGAAUCCGGCUGCGGAUAGCUGGAAAAUACAGAACGGUGCUGUGGGAGAAGCUGCCCAAGGAGGACUACGAUGAAGCAAUCGACGCCCCCGAAGGUGACUACCAGAUUGUUGCGAGCUGGAAUGGCUGGUCCCCUGACCCCCUGUUCCUUCGCAACGACGUUUGGUCCACGGAGGUCGAGUUGACAAAGGAAGGGGGUGACUUCAAGCUCCUGCGGAACGAGGACUGGGGACAGGUCAUCGCCCCACUGCGAGAAAAGGCAAGUGCCUCCGACGUCGGCGAAGGACCGGAAUCAUUCGACCGAUUCCGGGGCUGCGCUUGGAGUUUGAACGGGCGGCCUGGGGACGUUUUCCGAAUAUCGUUCAAGCGGCGAUUGGUCAAGGAUGCUAGUGGCAACUCACCUUGCAAGUGGCCACAUCUUUUGGACAUGAUUUGCGCAUUGUACGGGGCGGAUGGCGCCUUCGCAGACAUAAUGGAGUUCCAUGGGCUUCGAGCGUGGCCGUCUCAGAUCGCGUACAUCACUAAGUACACUAUGUCAUUGAAUCAUGGACUCAAGGAGUUUCUCGUCUCUCCAGCGGCACUUUUCGCGGAGUGCGGAGAUGAGUCAAGUUUGCAGCGGGGCUUCUGCGCAGCAGAAGGUGGUGCCAGGCCACCCGUGGCAGGCGUGGCACCGUGGUCCUUUCGUGCUGCCAGUGGUCCCCAAGACGAGGCUCAGAAAUGGAGCUUCGAGGAAGCCUUCGGCGAGGGGGCAUCCACCAAAGCUUCCACAGUUUGCAGCGGUGCUUCUGCACCGUCUGCGAAGCUGAACGUGGCGCCAGGCAGCCACCUUUGGCAGGACGCUGCGCGGAGCCCGACAGCGCAGGCGACAGGCGUGGGCAGCAAG